ACUAGUAUAAAGGGGAAAGUACCAUCUGGAUUCGUCUUUGUUCUAUAGAUACUCAGGGCACAGCAGAACACCGUCAGACAUCAAAACGUCCUCAUCACAUGCACACACUGAGCUCAGGAAGCGAACACACACAUUGCUUUGGUGAACAGCAGAGGAAACUCACAAACUGUAGAGUCGUCAGCCUUCAACAUCUGUCUGCCUACACUCCCCAGGCUCAGGCCACUCUGAGCUCUGCCGUCGGACUGACGAUGCCACAGCCUACCCAGAAUUCUCUAAUCCAUGUCCUCCUGCUGUGGACCACCACCCUCUCCAUUAUCCAGGCUGUGUUCAUCAUCCUUUUCUUCACAACUGGACAUCGUGGACUGUCUCAGAACAAUAGCGCUGUAGCACCAGAGCGCACAGUGCAAUCCCAGGCAAACAAUACAGCUUCGCUGCCUCCCUCAGACCAUGGGCUUCUCUUGGGAGAAGGUACAAUGCUCACCUAUAAGGCAAUUGAAGCCAAAGGCGGAAUGAAAUGGUCAGCAAUGAAUCCAAAUAACGACUUGGUCUCAGUAGACGGAAAAGAUCUGAAAAUAAAUAGGGAUGGAUAUUACUUCCUAAAUCUUCAGGUGACACUGAAGAAGGAAUCGAAGGAAUGUGAAGAGCAAUCGGAUCACAAUGUCAGUCUGAAAUGGAACAACAAAGUUGUCCUGAUGGGUGGGAUUAACAAAAACACAUGCACCACAGGCCUCCUUGGAAAGGUAGAGGAGCUGUCUGCUGGGGGCACCCUGGUAUUCAACAUCAGCCUGCCAACCACUGAAAUUGAUGACAUUGAACAUCUUACCCACCUGGAUAUCAUCUACAUGCUCAAGCCUUAGAUGCAUCUCUGAUACAUUAUAUAUAUAUAUAUUUUUUUUUUUAAUCCCUGGCAUGUUCCAGGACACUUAUCCAGUUCUGGGACCCAUUCUGCAGCAAACAAGCUCAGAUGCAAAGAUGGUAGAGUGUACUUGUUGCUCUCUUGUUACCAAACAGAUCUCUGUAAUUGCCUUGGGAUCACCAGAUCAGCAAAUCACUUAACUGUCUUCCUGCAGUCAAAGUGGUGACUGAGUCACAGAGAAUGGAUGAAGGGGUUGGAUUCAACAUUGAAGACCCACAGGCUGGGUAAAAACCUCACUGUUAAAUUCUGGUCAACUAAAAAGAAAAAUCCACCCUGAAACAGAUUUUAUUUUGAUUCAAUGUCCAAUUACAUUGGCCAGUAAAGUAAAUAUACUAUAUAGCAGCUCAGGAUUGGUCUAAGGUUGAUGUCAUCACUACAAGUGUGUUCCUCUGCUGUUGUGCUCAAGAGAAGACUUUAAAUUCACACUUUAAAACUCUUCUUUAUAGAACUAUAUGGAAAUAACAGUUUAACAGUGUAAUGUAGGUUUGGGGGAAUAUUCCCUUGUGUAUUGUAUAGAUAAAAAAAAAAAAAAAGUUGGAUUGUUCUCAAAUAGCUAUGAUCAAGGAGCACACUUUUAGUCAGUGAACCAGGUAUUCAGAGUAAACCACUCCUUAAAUUGUAUUUCCUUGUUGGAGUUUCUUAGAUUUAAAAUGUGUAGUAGUUAACAGCAAGAAUGUAUUAUUCUGAAGUGCCACACCUGUUGGCAGAACUGUGCUCUGUUUUUGCACAGCUCCUAUUUGCUACUUGAUUUAUUUCUUGUUUUGAACUAUAUGAAUUACAUAUUUAUGUUGUAUUUAUUUAUUGUUUGGGCCUAGAAUAUAUACAGUAUAUUUAGCUAAAUUGCAUAGACAGCGAAAAACCAAUGAAUGUAUGUCACUGUGUGACAAUGUAUGUCCUUGUGUAUAUGCAUUUGUCUACUGUUAGUGAGUCACUGGAAUGUUUUUACAGUUUUCUUUAUUAAUAAUUGCAAUAAUAUGUAAUGACUUGGUUGAUAAAUGUUAAAAGGGAGAAAAAAGAUAAAAGAACAAAAAUAUAGAUAUGAUUUAUUUGUUUAGACACAGAAUUUUCGUGUUUUUAACAUCUAAAGAAUGACCACUAUUACAUACAAAUUAGUAUUCUAUUUUUAUAAUCUAAAUUUAAAAUGAAAAGUGAAAUGACUUGAUAGAACAAACCUCCAAAUCUCCUUCACUACUUGUAUCACACAUUAUGACACAUGAAAUCACAACUCAAGGUGGUUGAUGCAGAAAGUUUCAUGUGUUGUUAAGAGAUAUUGAAAGAAAUAUUUGGUUUUGUCAAUGAUUUUCAGUUGUUUUUAAUGCUUGUACUCCUGAUGAUGUGUGUACAUUAGUGUGAUUAUGCAUUCAAAAAAGCAUUGCAUUUGUUCCGGGGACCUUUAAACAUGUUUCUUUACAUCCAACGACAUCAACAUAACUGCUGCCUUGAAAUAAUGUAACAAUGUUAUGAUUAAAAGCUAUAAUUUUUUCAUAA
Messenger RNA from Dicentrarchus labrax (European seabass), 2404 nucleotides. RefSeq lists its product as uncharacterized. The coding region runs from base 99 to 857 and encodes 252 amino acids. The transcript is spliced from 4 exons. The record is from RefSeq and is a predicted model, not a curated record. Gene Ontology annotation, molecular function: protein binding. Lineage: Eukaryota; Metazoa; Chordata; Actinopteri; Moronidae.